AUGACGAAGCCAAAGAGAAAGACAUCAUCUACGGCACAACAUACGUCAAAUGUAUCUAAUGGACAUAAUGGCAAUGGCAAUGGCAAUGGCAACACGAUGCCUGGCGCGAUACCAAUGCAAAUGCAAAUGCCAAUGCCACCACCCGAUCACCUACACCAUCAUCAUCAUCAACAUACUCACACACAUCAACAUCAGCAUCAACAACUACAUCAACAACAUCAUCUACAGCAUCAACAACAACAUAGACACAACCAUACUCACAUGUUACCUACCUCAUCAUCCCUAUCAUCAUCAUUAUCACCUAAUGCCACUGCAACAACGACAACAUCACUCAAGAGUGUAGAUCUGAAUAGACAUCGCAGCAAGCUGGCACAGAGCCUAUCGCGAACGAUCCCGCCAUUUGUCAUCUUGCGCGACUCACAGCGCAAGUUGUUGGCAUCGAGCUUUGACAAGCUGUCGACGAUCAAUGAGAAGAUUGAGGCGAGCAUGCCCAUGUGGCAGACGAUAAUCGAUUCGAAACAGUCCAACAUCGACACGUACAUUCAAUCGACCACCAGCACCAUCUUGCAGGCGACCAUACUUCAGAACCUUGCCGAUGCAGCUCAGAUACCACCGAUCGAGCCCACAUCCAAAGCGUUCAAGAACAAGGGCAACGAGCUGUUUCAGAAGAAGCAGUACUUGGACGCACUGCUAUUGUACAACGAGGCACUGCGACUGUACAACUCAGAGACGUCCAAGGAUCAGCAGAUACUCAGCACCAUAUACUCCAACCGAUGUCUGUGUCUAGUGCAUCUGGAGAAGUUUGAGGAGGGCGCCAGCGAGGCUACGCGCGGCCUUGAAUGUCGCUCUGCCGAGUACCUCACCCACAAACUACUGUAUCGACGUGGUAUCUGUUACUUCAGUCUCAAGAAGCACGCUCGCGCCAAGAAGGACUUCCAAGAGGCGCACCGCCUCGUAUCGAUGAUGUCUGAUCCCUCGGACAUCCAAUCGAUCGAGGGCUACCUCGAGAAGAUCAACAAGAUGAAGACACUGGACUCUGGCGACUCUGACACAGCCGACAACCAAAGCGCAUUCCCUUCUGAAGUGGACCAGCGUAUCACCUUCAAAUACAGUUCGGACAAUGUUGGUCGAAUGGCUGAGGCAUCCGAGAACAUUGCCGCCAACACCGUCCUAUUCCAAGAGAAGGCCUAUGUAUCAUGUCUCGAGCGAUCAUCACAUUCAUCACAUUGCCACAACUGUUUCAAAGAGAUAUUCGCGCCAAUCUAUUGUAAGAAAUGUAAUCAUACUCAGUACUGCAGCGAUACAUGUCUGAAGGAUGACUUUGACAACUUCCACGAGAGAGAAUGUUGUCGUGGAUUCUUGUUGCUGUGUCCAUCGGAGAGUCUGAUAGUCAUUCGCAUCCUUGCAAAGAAGGCCAAGGAACAAGCAAGAUUCGAGAAGCCAGACCUCCAUUACAUACCAACACACGAUGGCUUCAAGUUCCCUCAACAAUCAAAGACAUCCAAGGCGGCCAAGCAGCUCAGUCCACCAUCGGCAGCCGAUCUGAAUAGCGAGUUGCUGGACAACAUACACAUCGAAGAGUCCGAGUCACAGGACGGCGAGCCACUACUGUACAAGUCCAACAUCUACCAUCCAACAUACAACCUGAUCUACUCUUUCAAUCCACACUACACACAUCAUCCCAACAGCAAGCUGGCCAGCAUCAUCUUUGAAGCAUUCAUUCUGGAGCGAUUCCUACAAGUGCAUCACAAGAGUCUGGGUGUAAUCAAGGACGAUAUCAGCAUGGCCACGCUCGUACAUCAUCUUUGCCAACUAUCGACAUACAUCUUCUCCAUUCCCGUGUACGUUGCACAGGAUGACAUCUGCCAGCAUGGACUUCAACGCUUCAUCCCAGUCAAGAUAGCAUAUGCCAUCUUCCCAAUGGCCAGUUUACUCAAUCAUUCAUGUGACAACAACACUCUGUUGCAAUACAAUGGAACAUCAUUAUACAUUAAGUCACUUAAGGAUAUUGAGAAGAAAGAGGAAGUUACUUUGUGCUAUGGACCUCACUCAUUCCAUUUGGACCUCCAGCAUCGACUGGAGUCCCUCAGGGAUGAAUACUACUUCACAUGUAGAUGUAAAGCGUGCAAUGAGAAAUCUGGACCCAAUCCACUAAAGUGUCCAGUUAUGGGUACAAACUGUCCAGGUGUAUUGUUGGAGACAGUUAACAUGACAAAGCAGCCUGAUGAUGAUGACGAUGAGGAGGAUGUUACAUACGAGGUGUACGAUGGCAGAACAUUCACUUGCAACAAAUGUGGCUUUGAAUUGGAGCCAGAUGAUCUCUUUUUCCUCACAUCAACCUCUCUAAUGUCGAUCACAAUGUUCAACAAUGCCGCAAGGAUACUCAACAGCGGACAGUCCAACAAAGAGGUUGAGGACUUGUUGUUACGCGCACUGGAAAUUCGAAAGAAUAUCUACAUGGAGAACAGUAAGAAGAUAGGCGAGAUCUACGACACUCUGGCGCGUUUCUAUAUCACCGAGGACAACUACAAAGAGGCGGUCAAGUAUGCUGAGAAGUCAGUCAACAACAUAUAUGUCAGACUGGGACAUUCACACUCGACAGAGUUGGCUCGCGAGUGUGCCAAGCUGGCCAACAUAUACAUUAAUGGAGGCGAGCCAGCCAAGGCCAUCAAAGCAAUCAACACAGCAGAGAUAUUGUUGAUGCGCUGGAAGACUGAGCCUGGCGACGAGGAGAUAUUGAGCCAAUUGCGCAAUCACAAGAAGGUUUUGGAGGCAUCCAAGGUCAUUCCCGGUACAAACAAGGUUGAGAUCAAUCUCACACAGCUCUGGUCACAGCCAGACUUUGACUCGGACACCUUCCUCCAUCGCAUGAUCCUGUAUCAUGGCUCACAUGGUCAGGCUCCAAACAAGUGA
Molecule: messenger RNA, 2913 nt
Organism: Acytostelium subglobosum LB1
Lineage: Eukaryota; Evosea; Eumycetozoa; Acytosteliales; Acytosteliaceae
Exons: 4
Coding region: 1-2913 (970 amino acids)
Molecular function (GO): protein binding
Source: RefSeq, a predicted model, not a curated record